Messenger RNA from Striga asiatica, 378 nucleotides. NCBI's taxonomy places the organism in Eukaryota, Viridiplantae, Streptophyta, Magnoliopsida, Lamiales, Orobanchaceae. The record is from the annotation of a GenBank genome assembly.
AUGCUUCUCCCUUUUCGUCUCCUCCGCCACGGGCGGCGGCAGCCAUGCGUUAUGCAAAUGCAUCGAGUACUGAAAUUGAUUAAAGGAAACCAGAGAAAAAUCCUAGGAUGGGCUCCACAACCAUCCCAACCCAUCAUUAUCUCUCAUCUUUAUAUUUUCUCCCGAUCUGCCAUUUCUCUCUCUUCCCCACCUACCAUCUCUAUUUCUCUUCUCCAUCGUUCACUAUUUCUCGCCGGCGUGAAGAUCCCACACACACCACCAACUCUCAUGACGCACGCACAGGAGAUCAGAGGCGUCUUCCUCCUUUGGUCGGCGGCCGACGGAACUGAAGCGACGCGGCGGUGGACUGCGGUGGACGACGGCGUUGCGGCGCGUUGA